Molecule: messenger RNA, 1444 nt
Organism: Aethina tumida (small hive beetle)
Lineage: Eukaryota; Metazoa; Arthropoda; Insecta; Coleoptera; Nitidulidae
Product: clavesin-2
Exons: 4
Coding region: 172-1017 (281 amino acids)
Cellular component (GO): membrane
Molecular function (GO): phosphatidylinositol bisphosphate binding
Source: RefSeq, a predicted model, not a curated record
CCAGUCGACUUAACUCGUUGCUUGGGUGACGUCGUUUUGUAUUUUUUCGAUACGUGGCCGCGAUCGGUGCUUCGAUUUUUUUCCGGUCGGUAUGGUGCAGUUGGUGGUGGGCCGAUGGUAAAAAAGCAUAUCAACUGAUUUUGCUUUUGGUUACAUUUAAGAAAUAAUAAUAUGUCAGAAUACAUGGAGUUCGAUUGGAGGCACAGUGUAAUCUCACCGGAUAUUAUGAAAAAUGUCCCGCAAACGAGAGAACCGUUUGAUAGAAGUAAAUCGAUACAAAGUUUACGAAAGAUGAUAAACCAGUGUGAAGAUCUGGAACUAAGGAACAAACUGCCCCAGGAUGACAAAACAUUACAGAAAUUCCUGUACGCCCGAAAAUUCGACAUACAGGAGACCUUCGAUUUGUUGAAGAACUUCUACCUGUACAGAAAACGCAACAUGGAACUGUUCCAGAACUUCGAUUUGCACGCGCACGACAUCCACAAGGCCUUAGAAAACGGACUGCCAGGUGUUUUACCGAUCAAGGACCGCAAAGGCAGAUGUGUCCUAGUCUUCAACGCUACGAAUUGGGAUUGCGGCAGUUACACACUGAUAACCAUAUACAGAGCGUUACUUUAUAGUUUGGAACAGCUAACGGACGACGUGACCAACCAGGCCAAUGGAUUCGUCGUGAUCGUUGAUUGGACCGAAUUCACUUUCAAACAGGUCACCAGUUUGAAGCCGGGAGCAUUGAAGCUAAUGAUCGAGGGAUUGCAGGAUUGUUUUCCUGCUAGAUUCAAAGGGAUACACUUUAUUGGACAACCUUGGUAUGUGGAAGCAGCUUUGACAGUUAUCAAACCAUUUUUGAAGGAAAAAAUCAAGGAAAGGAUGUAUGUACAUGGAAAUAAUCUGAGCACGUUACAUGAACAUGUACAUAGGGACAUUUUGCCAGCUGAAAUGGGUGGUGAACAACCUUCGUACAAUCCUAGAUCAUGGCUUGAUACAUUGCUGUCUAAUAAAAAAGACGAGAAGAAAUAAGAAAUGCGGAAACUCUGAAGGGAUACGAUUAUAGUAGCUUUAAUUUAAUUAUAAUUUAUUUUUAAAUUAUUAUAACUUCUUGUGAGAGGCUUGGAUGCUAUGUAACCAGAUCUUCCAACUUGUGUCAAUCAGUGGCUUUAGAUUGCAUUAUUUUUGUAUGGAAUUUACUAACAACAAAGAGAUUUGUGAAGACUGUUAUUUUUCUAUUCCUUAAGAAAAAUAUGAUCUGAAUCAUUCAUAUUAUUUUGUAUAAUGCACGAUAAUUAUAUUUUUGUUCAUGAUUAAAAUAAACCGGUGUGUUGAGUAAGUGGAGUAAUUGUAAGAGUAAAAAUGACAAUAUAGGUAAAUGUUAUCUGUGAUCUGUGAGUAUUUAAACUGUGCUUGAAAUUAAAGCCCGAAUAAAAUAUAUAAGAAUUAUAUAAUAAAA